Messenger RNA from Ostrinia furnacalis (Asian corn borer), 2856 nucleotides. Its product is annotated as MORN repeat-containing protein 3. The coding region runs from base 187 to 942 and encodes 251 amino acids. The record is from RefSeq and is a predicted model, not a curated record. NCBI's taxonomy places the organism in Eukaryota, Metazoa, Arthropoda, Insecta, Lepidoptera, Crambidae. The transcript is spliced from 5 exons.
AGAACACACUUGGUCAGUGUGUGUCUCCUGUGGUUACUUGGAUCCGGGUUCUUUGAUUUUUAAAAUAAUACAAAAAAGUUUCAAUGACAUGGCGCACAACACUUUGCCGUGACAAUCGUGACAUGUUUCAAAAUAAUUUUAGAUGUUUACAAAUAAGUUAGCUUUGCCGAUAUUUUAAAUUAAAUCAUGCCGUUUUAUAGAAAACCAAGGAACUUCACGCCGUUAUUAAUUGCUGCCGAAAAGAAAGCAGUCAAGAACGGCUUACACCAUUCAAUAUUUACGUCGAGGUUUGAUAAAUAUGUUGGUGAAUGGAAUAAAGACUUGAAAGAAGGCAAAGGUUUAUUUCAUACAAUCACUGGAAAAUUGUACGAAGGAGACUGGUAUAAAGGUUUCAGACAUGGUUUUGGGACGCUCAGCCACAAAAAUCUAAAUGGGACCUAUAGUUUAGAAUACCGUGGUGAAUGGAUACGUGGCAAGCCAGAGGGGAUUGGGUGGCGGUACUAUGAGAACGGGGACGUUUACUUUGGCUACUGGAAAAGGGGCCAGCGACACGGGUAUGGCAAGAUGUGGUACAAGAAUGGGACAUUUUACGUGGGUUAUUGGAACAUGAGCAAGAGGGAGGGGCUUGGUAUGUUUAUACAGGAGAACGGCAACCGCUACGAAGGGCAUUGGGAGGGCAACAUCAAACACGGGCUAGGCCGGUUCUACCACAUGCACACGGGGCAACUGCAGGAAGGCUGCUGGGUCCACAACGUGUGCGUAAAGUCCAAGGUGUCGGACAUCAUCAUACGCCAGUGCUGCGAACGACCCACGGAGUAUUCCAUACCACCGGAAGGGCUACAAGAUUCAGGAAAAAUUUUAGAGGAAAGUGAAUUUUGGCUAAAUCAAAAGAUAGGUGAAAUAGAUAAAAAACUCAAAUUUUGUAUAGAUCAAAUGUAUUAGGUUUUCGGUUAACAAAACAAUUAAGUAGGUAUGUAUACAAUUGAAUAUUAUACAUAGGCAUAAUAUUAUUAUUAGCUAUAAAAUUUUAUGUAGACACUACUUAAUAUGAACAAAUAUGUCUUAAAUACUAAAUUUAAAUUGAUUUAAUACAAGUCAUUAAUAUAUCACAGAGUACCUUAUUUUAUUGGUUUAAAUAAAAUACAAUCAUUACAUCAAUAUUAUUGCUUGAUUUUAAUAUGACGAAUUGGUACAUGCCAGCAAAAUUUGUCUUAGGUAAGUAAUUUAAAUACACCGGACAUCACAGAUAUAGAUAUAUCUGUGCCGGACAUCUUAAACCUGAUGAUUGCUUCAGUCAUUAAAAAAGGCACAAUUUUAAUAAAAACUUACAAAAAACAGUAUUUCUACGUUAUUUGUACAACAGAAUUUAUACUAGAUAUAAAAGCAAGACGAAUUCUAUGCUUAGUGUUAUGGUAACAUACAACAUGCACCAUGAGGUGACACGCACGACUAAUCUAGUAUCAUAUGCCACCCCGUUGACAAUUAAUGAUGUGGUGGCAUACGGGAAUAAAGGACACGUGACAAUUGUGUCGCCUUUUUACAAUCUUAGCAGAACUUAAAUUAGGUUUUUGGCAAAUACAAUGAUUUUACAACCGAUUUUCCUUAAUAAGUAGCUAGCCGAAUUGACCAUGGCUAAAUUUAGGCACCAAACCAACAUCUUUGUGAUCUAAUGAUUGCCGGUUUUUUACAUGUAUUCAUUAUUGGGCUAACGAGUGUGGUAUGUCAAGCUCGUUGGCUUUAAAUCAUUUAUUGAGCCGUAAUAGGAACAAUGGGAGGUCACGCACAUCUGACUCAACCAGAAGACUGAUGGGUCAGACAAUAAGUCGUCUUUAUGUUAUAAAAAGAGCGUAAAUUUUCAAAAGGGAAGAAAUCACAAUAGCCACGCGAAAUACUUGUAACAAAUAGUGAUUAAGUUUACAAAUCGUACGUGAAUCGUCGACCAGCCUCUCCUAUGCAUAGUAACACUCGUGCUAAAUUCUUUAAUACACAACAGUUACGUAGCCAAGCGAUUACGUACGAAUUUGAAUAUGUGGCGAAUGUUACUUUGAAAGUAUAAAAUAAAGUAAAACAUAGAAAGAAAAUAAUAUUCCGUCUGCUGUCACAGUUGCUACCGUUUAUUUAAAAGAUACGGUCUCUCUUUAAUUAAAUUACCACAUAAAUAAAAUGUUUCACAAGAUAAUUCUGAAUGUUAAGCAAAGUAUCAACAUGUCUCAAAUUAUUAGCUACAUGCCCACUAAUUAAAAAUGAUGUCCAAGGCACUGUAAUCUGUAAUUAAAAGAUGUCUUAGCUAAAUAUUGAUUAAUAAGGCUUAGUCGAAUUCUAGAUAGACACAUUACAUAAUAAUUAUAAGAAUGAAAAGAUUCGAUUUGAAAGUGAUAGCGCAUGAUAGAUCUUUAGAAAUCCAUACAGGAUUAUAUCUAUUGAAUUCCGAAUACCCCUUCACCCGGCUACUAAUGGGGGUUUGGAUAGUGCUACAUAUUUUACUACAAAAUGUCAUGAGAGGUGAUAACAUCCCUGUAAUAACAUAAGGAAAGGUCUAGAAAAAACGCGAACACACAAAUAACAAUAAAAUUACAUAGCAUAAAACCAUAAAAGUACCACCUGUUUCAAUGAAGUACCUAACAUAAGUAAUUUGUUUGUCUUUAUUAAUUACUGACUCACACAACUUGUCGCAUAUUAAUUAUCUUUUGCAUUUCGCAGUAUUUAGGAACAAUAAUAUGCAAUUGCUCACAUAAACGAGACAUUAACACUGUGAGAUUCGUUGUCAUGUCAAAAAACAAGAAUAAGUAUAGGUUUACUUAAUAAUCUUUGCAUAAUAUGUCUAUUGUGAGAUUAUAAUAAUAACUAUAAUAGUAA